This is a messenger RNA of Alligator mississippiensis (American alligator), 1875 nucleotides long. It is a transcript of the gene TRNAU1AP, whose product is annotated as tRNA selenocysteine 1 associated protein 1. The transcript is spliced from 9 exons. Gene Ontology annotation, cellular component: nucleus. Bases 70 to 933 code for a protein of 287 amino acids. The record is from RefSeq and is a predicted model, not a curated record. Gene Ontology annotation, molecular function: tRNA binding. Gene Ontology annotation, biological process: selenocysteine incorporation. Lineage: Eukaryota; Metazoa; Chordata; Crocodylia; Alligatoridae.
AGGGGGCGCUGUGGGCAGCGCGGGCAGCGGCGGCGGCUCUGCUGCGUCCGGCCGGGCCGCGGGAGCAGCAUGGCCGCCAGCCUCUGGAUGGGAGACCUGGAGCCGUACAUGGACGAGAACUUUGUUUCGAGAGCCUUCGCCACCAUGGGAGAGCUUGUGCUGAGCGUGAAAAUCAUCCGCAAUCGAUUGACGGGAAUUCCUGCGGGCUAUUGCUUUGUGGAAUUUGCAGAUCUGGCUACUGCAGAGAAAUGUUUACACAAAAUCAAUGGAAAACCACUUCCUGGUGCCACACCAGCAAAACGAUUUAAACUGAAUUAUGCAACAUACGGAAAACAACCUGAUAACAGUCCGGAAUACUCGCUUUUUGUGGGAGAUUUGACCCCUGAUGUGGAUGAUGGCAUGCUAUAUGAGUUUUUUGUUAAAGUUUACCCAUCAUGUAGAGGUGGUAAAGUUGUCUUGGACCAAUCAGGAGUUUCCAAAGGCUAUGGGUUUGUGAAAUUCACAGAUGAACUGGAACAGAAGAGAGCCCUGACAGAAUGCCAAGGAGCUGUGGGGUUGGGCUCCAAACCUAUACGUUUGAGCGUGGCCAUACCAAAAGCGAACCGUGUGAAGACAGCCGAGUACAAUCAGAUGUACAACUAUAAUUAUAACCAAUAUUACCAACAAUAUCAGAACUACUAUGCGCAGUGGGGAUAUGACCAGAACACAGGCAGUUACAGCUACAGCUACCCCCAGUAUGGGUACACGCAGAGCACUAUGCAGACAUAUGAAGAAGUUGGUGAGGAUGCAUUGGAAGAUCCAGCUCCUCAGUUAGAUGUGAGUGAAGCAAACAAGCAGUUUGUAGAACAGAGUGAAGAGCUUUAUGAUGCCUUGACUGACUCUCACUGGCAGCCUUUGGACACCGUCUCUUCAGAGAUUCCAGCCAUCUUAUAGCCUCAUUGGUGAGGCCCAUGUUUCUGUGUGACAAGCCAGCCAGCACGCACCGGACUGAUGCUACACCUGGAACCUGCAGUAGUGAAGCGGUGACUCGUUUUCUACACAGGUGUCUGACUCAAAGUACAGGAGGACUCUGGCAUUUCCUGUACGCAAUGUGUAUCAUAGGAGCAUCGUGGUAACUUUUAUUCGUGGUGAAAAUUAGAACUGCAACUGUUUUAUUCCUUUUAUCUUGAACUGAACUCAACACUUCUUGGGAAUUGUAAUUUAUAAACAAGACAGUACAGAGGAACAAGACUUCUCCAAAAUACAAUAAAAAGUUGGUCUUUUAAGUAAAAUUGCCCUUUGCAUUUUGGCUCCUGCCCACCUCUCUGGUUCUUUGUCCACGUAACUGUCUUCCACUCAUGCUGCUUUCCAUAAAUUCAUCCUUUAAAAAAUUGUCUGUCACUACUCAGAUCUCCCAACACGUCUCCAGUGACUGGGUAAGGUGCCUGUGUGUUGUUGAGGGGGGAGGAACAUGCAGACAAAAGCUUAUGUUCUGCUUUUUCUAAGUGCCAAAUUAGAGCUAUCAAAAUGUGUAUUUUGGUGUUCUCGAGCAGUCUGAACAAGAAGGAUUUUUUUUUUGAUGGGGGCAGCCAGAGGUUUGGAGACGGCAAGAAGUAUUAUAAAACUACUAUUGAUGAAGGCCCCUAUCUAGUUAGCCUUGAGUCAUUUGUUUUCCCUUAUUCCUGAUUUGCAUAGGGAGAAAUUACUCCUGUUAGACAAAAAAAUAACUUAAACAUGGCUGCUGUUAGCAGUGUUUUAUACAAGACUUUGUCUAUGUCAGGUUCAUCCCUGUGGACGGGCUCUUGAUGUCCUGUUAAAGCGCUAGAUUGUUCAGCUCCUGCUGUAAUGUAGAGUGAACAAAGUAAAAGAAAAUUAAACUAGUGUGUGAGAAACAGA